AUGGCUUGGCUUGAUGUAACCGAGGUCUUUGCCAACAUACGCCUGCCGGGACACCUCCACACUGAGAGCUCCCUCCACUUUGCCAGCGACUUUGAGUUCCAGGACACAGACGUCCUCCUCGUCACUUACCCCAAAUCAGGCACCACGUGGAUGCAAGAAAUCCUGACCUUGAUCUACAGCAACGGCAACCUCCAACCUAUAAAGACUCUUCCCAACUGGGCCCGAGCUCCCCGGUUGGAGCACACCUAUUUCCAAGAGCAGCUUCAGCACAUUGGGUGUCCUCUGCCCCUCACCACCCACUUGCCCCAGUCAGUGUUGACACCUGCCCUGAAGAAAGCUAAGCCCAAGGUGAUCUAUGUGGCAAAUCAAUACCCUGGACUAGAUCAUCCAGUGCAUCCGUUUCAGCCUGCAGACUGGAUGCUUGUAACAACAACCUCCUUGGAUCAGCAGUGGAAGGGACUAUUUCAAAUGCUUCAGACCACCCAUACAGCACUAAAAGUGGAAGGCCUGGCAUCUUGGAUAGAUCACUUCCAGAGUGAAGAAAUACCCACGAUCUGCCCUUCGUGA
Messenger RNA from Thamnophis sirtalis, 567 nucleotides. The record is from RefSeq and is a predicted model, not a curated record. NCBI's taxonomy places the organism in Eukaryota, Metazoa, Chordata, Lepidosauria, Squamata, Natricidae.